Messenger RNA from Echinops telfairi (small Madagascar hedgehog), 1389 nucleotides. It is a transcript of the gene SMIM7, whose product is annotated as small integral membrane protein 7. Lineage: Eukaryota; Metazoa; Chordata; Mammalia; Afrosoricida; Tenrecidae. Bases 39 to 269 code for a protein of 76 amino acids. The transcript has 5 exons. The record is from RefSeq and is a predicted model, not a curated record.
UUCCGCUUCCGGCUCUGACGGACGCUCCGGCCGUAACGAUGAUCGGGGACAUCCUGCUGUUCGGGACGCUGCUAAUGAACGCUGGGGCCGUGCUCAACUUCAAACUGAAAAAGAGGGACGCAGCACAGGGAUUUGGAGAGGAAUCAGGGGAGCCCAGCACAGGUGACAACAUACGGGAAUUCUUACUGAGCCUCAGAUACUUCCGGAUCUUCAUUGCCCUGUGGAACAUUUUCAUGAUGUUCUGUAUGAUCGUGCUGUUCGGCUCUUGAGUUCCCCCCCACCCAAGCACGGACCCAAGAUCACACCUUCCUGGAUGUCACCGCUGAGCUGCUCCAGUCCUGAUGACUUCAAGAAUGUUUCUGGAACAUUCCAGCGACCUGCCUGUCCAGAACAUUUAAUAUCGUGGGCAGGUGGAAAACCGUUCUCCCAAGAUGCCGCGCGCCUUUUUUUUUUUUCUCCCCUCCUCUUUUCAAAGAUGUUCUCGCUUUGGAUUCUGGACUUGAAUGGUGCCCACAGACGAGUUACGGAGGGUUAGUACCUGGAGCAAUGAUAACAUCCUGUCUUGUUCCUUCCAUCGCCCUGGAGUCUCUCUUCCAUCAGGCCUUCUCCCGGUACCUGCUUUCUGAGGGUGUUUUGGGGUUUCUUCGGAAGAACCGUCAUUUUGAGUAGAAUCGUCCAGAUGUCUCUGGCCACUUUUCCCUGGAGAGCUGAGCGGAAAGCUUGGCCCGUGCAGGGGUCUCGGCCUUUCUUUUGGACGGAACAAGUAAGUUCAGGGCUGCCGAGCCGGCCCAUAGAGCUUGAAGCAGUGAUGAGCCCACUGCCCUCAUUCCUGUCCCAUCCCAACAGCCUUCUGCUCUGCCUCAGGGCAGCUGAGCCCGCCUUCAGGGGUUUAAAAAAAAGAGCAGGUCACCUGUUAGAGGGACAGUGGCCUUCCCGUCUAAACACUAAGCCGAUAGCUAGCGGGGCGAGAUGAAUUCGGUGCCAUUAUUACCAAUUUCCCAAGGGAGAGGGGGGGGGGGGGGGGGGGGAUUCUGUGCAAAAUCAACGUCUCGCUUUGCCUUGAAGCCCGUGGUGAAGUGAAAUGACCCCGGGAUGGUUCCUUAUGGUACCAUUGCUGGAAUGAGUGGUGGGCAGAGUUUCUGGGUCAUUUUGAGCUGGAGAACAGUGAGGCUGGUCCUUAGAACCGUCGUGACUUCGGACUCAGUGCCUGUGAGAAGGGAACCCUGGUGCGCCCACCGGAGUGAAAUGCCAGCUGCCCACAUCCCAGAGGCUUUUGAUUAGUGGGCGCUUUUGAGAUUUUGACUUGUUAGUCAACCCAGAAUGGGGGGCAGAGAGGUUUCCAAACCUAAGUAGCAUUACAGAAGAUAAAAGUCUCUUUCUAACACGGGA